AACUUUGUUCGGUGUUUUACUUAUAAGAUGUUGUCCGUUUAAGUAUGGAACCCAGUGUUUCUGUGGAAACAUUUUUAAAGAUUAUAGAAUAGGAACUGGAUGUUCAGCUACGUGUCCAGGUAAUCCAAACGAGAAGUGUGGCGGCACAUGGCAUUUAUCUUUAUAUGAGACAGGGCUUUACAGACCACCUGGAUAUAUUGGAUGUUAUACUGACAAACCUGAACGAAUUCUGUCAGAAACGAUGUAUAUCAGUAAUCUAAACACUGGAGAUGCCUGCAUACAACAGUGUAAGAACGCCGACUACAGAUAUGCUGGAACAGAGUUCGAUCAUUGUUUUUGUGGACACACGUAUAAAAAUUACCCGCAGGAAACUGGGUGUACAGCACCGUGUUUUGGCAAUAGUAAUGAAAAAUGUGGAAAUCACUGGCGUAUCUCUUUAUAUGAUACGUGGGAUGAGAAAUAUUGCGACAAAGAAGGAUUUUGUCCUGCGAACUGGGUUUGCGAGAAUGAAAAUGAUGGCUUUUUCUGCAGGAAACCAUAAAGAACUGUUGACGAGAGUAUUCGAAAUAUAUAUAUAUAUGUGCAAAUUCAUGUAUAUUGUGAGGCACAUGAUUUAUCAUAAUUUUAAUUCUUCAAUAAUAAAACUGAA
Molecule: messenger RNA, 649 nt
Organism: Ruditapes philippinarum (Manila clam)
Lineage: Eukaryota; Metazoa; Mollusca; Bivalvia; Venerida; Veneridae
Product: kremen protein 1-like
Exons: 4
Coding region: 242-541 (99 amino acids)
Source: RefSeq, a predicted model, not a curated record